UACCAUUCAGUCUUUGCUACUGAGUGUUGACCUGUAGGAUUUCAAAGGCUCUACGGGACAGCUUUUGGACAGUAUCUCUUCUACGUGCGAUGGUUUCCGCAAGAUUCAAGAAAACUCAAAUUUUUUAUAACGAUGACCUUUUGUUUGGAAACAAUACACGAAUACUUGUUGAUAGGAAUAUACUGGUAAAGCUCGCUGUACUUAUGGCAUAUUGGAUUAUUUUUGCUGUUCAGUGCUUUUAUGUACACAGGGUGUGGAUCAUCACAGGACAAAAUCGCUUUAUAACAGGCAUUGUUUGUGCACUCGCCACUGCAUCAUUCGUAUGUGGCAUGAUCCUAAGUGGUCUAAUAUUCAAUACGCGAAGACCUGAAGAUCUAUUUCAUACGAAGUGGUCGCAAUUAGCGUCCUUCGCCAGUGCAUUGUGUGAUGCUGUCACUACAGGUACAGUUUGGUGGUUUUUACGACCGGCGCGAACAGACAACAUUCGGUCGAGGUCGAGGAGUUAUCUCAACGAAUUGUUGCGGGUUUUUAUCCAAAUGGGAUUGUUUUCCUUCCUUGUGGCGACUACCCUGGCUGUUCUUUAUCAAUUCCAGGAGAAUCUUGUUGGCCGAUUCUACACCGCUGCGCCUGGAGCGGUCAUAGGAAACUCCUAUAUUAACUCGAUGCUGGCCGUGCUCAAUGCCAGGAAGUCCGUCCGCGAACGUGAACGAUAUGCUCGCAACGUGUUGGAGCUUCCUACGAUACCUACGAUACAUUGAUUUCUAAUUCUGUUGGUGUGCCAAACAUAUGUUCUUUGGCGAGCAUGUGCCAUAUGAGGCCGUGCCAUCUAUCCUUCAAACGUUAAAUCACA
Molecule: messenger RNA, 850 nt
Organism: Suillus plorans
Lineage: Eukaryota; Fungi; Basidiomycota; Agaricomycetes; Boletales; Suillaceae
Exons: 17
Coding region: 90-758 (222 amino acids)
Source: RefSeq, a predicted model, not a curated record